Molecule: messenger RNA, 1501 nt
Organism: Plectropomus leopardus (leopard coralgrouper)
Lineage: Eukaryota; Metazoa; Chordata; Actinopteri; Perciformes; Serranidae
Product: neuronal acetylcholine receptor subunit non-alpha-2-like
Biological process (GO): monoatomic ion transmembrane transport
Cellular component (GO): postsynaptic membrane
Molecular function (GO): transmembrane signaling receptor activity; acetylcholine-gated monoatomic cation-selective channel activity
Source: RefSeq, a predicted model, not a curated record
AUGAAGUUGGCGGUCCUCCUCUUCUUCCUCUGCCCGCUGUCCCUCGCCGAAAAACCCGCUAAGAGUGAGUUUGUGUCCUUGGCCGAGAUGGAGGACGCCCUGCUGAAGAACCUUUUCCAAGGCUACCAGCGCUGGGUCAGGCCCAUCCAGCACGCCAACGACACUGUGAGGGUACGCUUCGGACUCAAGAUCUCCCAGCUGGUUGAUGUGGAUGAGAAGAACCAGCUCAUGACAACUAACGUUUGGCUGUUACAGGAGUGGAUCGAUUACAAGCUGCGAUGGAAUCCAGACAAAUACGGAGGAAUAACUUCCAUCAGAGUCCCGUCUGAAAAUAUCUGGCUCCCAGACAUCGUCCUCUAUGAAAAUGCUGAUGGUCGGUUCGAGGGCUCCCUGAUGACCAAAGCCAUUGUCAAGUUCAAUGGGGCCAUCACCUGGACGCCACCUGCCAGUUACAAAUCCGCCUGCACUAUGGACGUCACCUUCUUCCCCUUCGACCGGCAGAACUGCACCAUGAAGUUUGGCUCCUGGACGUAUGAUGGCAACAUGGUGGACCUGGUCCUGAUAGACAACCAGGUAGAUCGGAAGGACUUCUUCGAUAAUGGGGAGUGGGAAAUCCUUAGCGCCACUGGUGCCAGAGGGAACAGGAAGGAUGGCAUGUAUUCAUAUCCCUUCAUCACAUACUCCUUCAUUCUGAAGAGGUUGCCGUUGUUCUACACACUGUUCCUCAUCAUCCCGUGUUUGGGUUUGUCCUUUCUGACCGUCCUGGUGUUUUACCUUCCCUCGGAUGAGGGUGAGAAGCUGUCACUCUCCACCUCUGUGCUUGUGUCGCUUACUGUGUUCCUCCUGGUCAUAGAAGAAAUCAUCCCCUCCUCCUCAAAGGUGAUCCCGCUCAUCGGAGAGUACUUGUUGUUCAUCAUGAUCUUCGUCACGCUCUCAAUCAUCGUCACUGUCUUUGUCAUCAACGUGCACCAUCGCUCCUCAGCUACCUACCACCCAAUGUCGCCGUGGGUUCGUAAUCUCUUCCUUCAGAAACUGCCGAGAUUGCUCUGCAUGCGUGGACACACUGAUCGCUACCACUACCCAGAGCUGGCUCCUGAAAGCCCUGAGCUGAAGACUCGCUCUGGUGGCCGCAAAGGAGUCCAGAAAGCCAACAGUGGAGCUCAUGGACAGACAACUUCUGAGGGGAAGGAGGACGAGGCCUGGGCGACCAUGUUAGACAAGGCUAUCUACUCAGUGCGCUACAUCAGCAGACAUAUCCGCAAGGAGCACUUCAUCCGCGAGGUGGUACAAGACUGGAAGUUUGUGGCCCAGGUGUUAGACAGGAUCUUCCUGUGGGCUUUCCUCACCGUCUCAGUACUGGGCACUGUCCUCAUCUUCACUCCAGCUCUGCACAUGUUUUUGAAAAUCCCUCCUCCAACUGCAAGUGAGGAUCCACCAUCAAACUAGUAGCAAUCACACACCUUUUUCACAGCCAACUGAUGGUCCACUUUCAAUUAUCUAA